Eubalaena glacialis (North Atlantic right whale) is the source of this 858-nucleotide messenger RNA. RefSeq lists its product as uncharacterized. Lineage: Eukaryota; Metazoa; Chordata; Mammalia; Artiodactyla; Balaenidae. Bases 97 to 858 code for a protein of 253 amino acids. The record is from RefSeq and is a predicted model, not a curated record. The transcript is spliced from 5 exons.
UUAUGUUAUACCUGGACAACUGAAAUUAAGACGAAAAUUGAAGCAGAUGUUCCUGGAAAAUUACAGAGAGCUGAAGGCCUCCAGCAGGAAGUUCAGAUGCUCACUAAGCAAUUGGAGAAGCAGUAUCAUCACUGUGAAGAAACUGCUGGAGAAUCAUCCGAUACUGAGGAAAAGUAUAUGGAACAAAAAAGACCCUUGAAACAUCUGGAAGGAAAAAUUGCUAUUAAUGACCUUUUUCCAGGGAGAUUAGACUUGGACACGAACAAAGAAAACUCCCAGACUAAGAUUUCCCAGAUGGAGCAUGGCAAAACAUUCAAGCAGCUAGAGAAAGACAACAAGCAAGAAACAUUACUGAAUAUUCAGCAGAAUUCGAAGGUUGUUACAACUCAAAGAUUAGAGGAGAAAAUUCAUAAACUUCAGAAACAGCUCAGUGACUUGAAAUUGUCAAAUAAAAAUAUGAAAACUCAACUGACAAGAGUAAAUGUCCUUAAAGACAAAACAAUUGAGAAGCUCAGGCAAUCUUUAACAAAAGUUGAAGCAAUGAAAGGGAAGGCAGUUAUGGAAACAGACUUGAAAACUACAGUAGACUCUGCUGAGCAAGACGUAAGGUGGGACAAAGAGAGGGCCCAUCAAAUGUUAGAAACUGUCACUCUUGAGCUCUGCACAGCAAAGAGCACACUUGAAGAAGUACCGGGACAACAAGAAGAGCUUGUUGACUUUAGAGAAACUAUUAUGAAGAUGUUGGGAUUUAACAUGAAAACAGCAGACAAGAAAAUCAUCAAUCACCUAAGGCUUAUUAUACAAGUAUACAAAGCAUCUGACAAAUCAAAGAUUGCUUCUGCGUGUGAGACUGGAUAG